Quercus lobata is the source of this 2492-nucleotide messenger RNA. RefSeq lists its product as uncharacterized. NCBI's taxonomy places the organism in Eukaryota, Viridiplantae, Streptophyta, Magnoliopsida, Fagales, Fagaceae. The transcript has 7 exons. The coding region runs from base 207 to 1088 and encodes 293 amino acids. The record is from RefSeq and is a predicted model, not a curated record.
UAAUUUACUCAGACCGUUUAUAAGAGCCUAUAGCAUUGUAGUGUAGACACACUUUUCUUCACCUUUUUCCUCUAUUCCGCUACUCAAACGAAGAGCUCUCAAGUUUCUCAAUUCUCAAACCAGAGUCACUGUUAGCACUCAGAUCUUAAUCUCUCAAGACCAAACUUCUCUCCCAAGGGCAGCUGAAGAAAGAAAAAGAAACUAUCAUGAGCGAGAGGUUACAGAACGCUCCCAUGAAAGAUCUCGAUUAUUGGGUGGACUGCUCUGUUAGAAAGAUAUGGAAUGCUCACUCUGAACAUGAUGCCAGAGUUAAUGGUACAAGAUUGUUCAAGACUCUCAUGAACGAGAUCAAAACAAAUGCAGACACUGUCGAGAAAAGUCAUCUUCAGUUAGCCAAAGAUAUGCAAUUGGAUGAGAAUUAUCACCAAUAUGAUCAUGAAGCUCUUGCUCUCCAGCGAGAAGUGGAUGCAAAAAAUGUACAUCUGAAUGAGUAUGAAGAACAUCUGAACUUGGACUUGCAACAUCAGAGGCAAGUGGUGUCCCAGUACGAGGAUUGGCUGCGUGCACUUCGGGUGGAAAAUAAUGAAUUGACAACACAACUAAAACUGGCUCAGCAAAGAAGAAGGCAGCUGAAGAAAGAAAAAGAAACUAUCAUGAGCGAGAGGUUACAUAACGCUCCCAUGAAAGCUCUUGAUUAUUGGGUGGACUGCUCUGUUAGACAGAUAUGGAAUGCUCACUCUGAACAUGAAGCCAGAGUUAAUGGUACAAGAUUGUUCAAGACUCUCAUGAACGAGAUCAAAACAAAUGCAGACACUGUCGAGAAAUGUCAUCUUCAGUUAGCCAAAGAUAUGCAAUUGGAUGAGAAUUAUCAUCAAUAUGAUCAUGAAGCUCUUGCUCUCCAGCGAGAAGUGGAUGCAAAAAAUGUACAUCUGAAUGAGUAUGAAGAACAUCUGAACUUGGACUUGCAACAUCAGAGGCAAGUGGUGUCCCAGUACGAGGAUUGGCUGCGUGCACUUCAGGUGGAAAAUAAUGAAUUGACAACACAACUAAGCCUGGCUCAGCAAAGAAGGUACUUCCCAAGGCAAUAAUUCACUUCCAUGUAUCGAGAUGAUGACUUUAAUUGAUUCUUGGAUAUGUUAAUUUGGCCUAAUGGGUGGUUAGUAUGUGAGUGCUUUCAUCUGUGGAAAAGGUAGUGCUAUUUAUCUGCAGGCACUACAAAUGGUGUCUGCUGUCCCAGUUGGUUUAGUUUCAUUUGAAUAAACCAUUAAGGAUUACUUCUCUUUAAAGUUUGAAUCUUCGAAUUCAAUGUUGAACUUUUAUAGUUUUGGACUUUGGUAAGUAAUUUCAAUAUUAAAAUUGAUACAUAUACUACGUAGUGUUUGUAGGUUUAUGUGUUGAGACUUGAGAGAUCAAUUAAUAAAGUAAUUUCAAAUAAAGCAUUUAGUUUCAUUUGUAUGCUUAAAUAUCUUUCUCCUCCUGAUUUUAUUUGGCUGAAUACUUGGAAUAUUGCUUAAAUAUAUCAAAGAAAAAAUUACAAUGUGUGAUGGACCAAGGAAAUGUUUUUUAAAAAAUAACCAUUUAUAUGAUUGGUAGGAUACUUAGGAUAUUCAUAUUAAAAAAAGCUCUAAUGUCUCAACCAUCUAGGGGCGUAGCCAAGAAUUAUUACUUGGGGGGCCGGGUUGUAGUAAAGAUAUACUAAAUAUAAUUCAACCAAUUUUUCAUGUGAUUCAAACCACAAAGAUUGGGAACUAUGUCGAUGAUUUUUCGGUCCUUUUUACGGAUACCCUAUGUUUCUAGGUUGAUAUAGACCAGCUAUGAGAUAAGCACGUCGAAAAUUUCAUCUUGUUUAUUGACAAGGAAUUCAUAUAUUUGUUUACGUGAUCCUGGAUCACGGUCUAUCUCUUUAGAUUGAAUUCUUGAACAUUUGGAGGGAUGCUCAAUAGACAUUGAAGUAUCAACAUUUGUUUCUACAAAUUACCUAAGUUUUGAAUGACAUACAACUAUUUCAUAAAGAAUGCAUCAAUUGUUUGUCAUUGGCUCAUUAUUUGGCCCCUAAUUUCAAUCCCAAAAAAAAAUCGAUUCAAAAAAUGAUAAACUAACUUGGGAGAGAGAUAUAAUAUAUUAUCAUAUAAAAUUCAUUCUUACAUAGUCUCACGACCCUCACCCCAAUUGCCUUUCAUAGAUUUUUUUUUUUCUUUUAUAAUUUACUUACUUUACUACCCAACUGCACAGUUCAAGCCCCAACUAGACCCAUUCAAGAGACAAACAAUACAAAAGCCAAAAAGGCUGAGUCACAAAGUUAGUGGGUCAAGAAUAAAGAAUACAAUAACAAUAAACACAAAAAGCCAAAGUCAAAUAAACAUAAAUUGUUUUGUUGGCAAAGGGAUAUCACAUACACAUAUUUGAUAUUUCUAUUAUGCUUUUCAAUAUUUAGUUUAGUUCUAGAGAAAAAGAGACAGAAUUGAGAUGAGAAUGACUGAAUGAGAUACCUU